UUUUCUCCCUCCACACACGCACUUCUGAUCCUCCCCCUCCUCCUCCUCCUCCACCUCCGUCAGCUACCGCUACCGCCACCGCUCGCCGGUGCCGGCCUCCGGGUUACGGAAAGGUCCCGCCUUUCCCUCCAAAACCCCACCUUUCUCCACCGCUCCUUGCUGGCUGACUAGCCAGCUCUGCGUUGAUUGGUGGGUCGCUCUUGAUUCGUGAAGCGACAGUAGGAUCGUGCCGUUCGGUUGCGUGCAGGAUGGUCGUCAAGGAUUGGGAGUGAGGAGGCAGCUCGACCGGUCGUGGAGCCUAAAUGUACCGCAAGAACGAAUCGGCACUCUCCUGCUUCUACCUCUACCUCCUCUGGUUCUUCUUCAUGAAAUACACCAGCCGAGCAAGUUGACUGCGAUUACGAUUGAGAUCGUUGUCGCUUGGUCUGCGAACGCGAGGUGAUUCUGGUCUGGUUGUUUGGUCCAGCAAGAAUCACGAGGUGUUGGGAGCUGAAAUUUUGGCAAGGAGGAGGAGCUUGAGCUGGAUCUGAACGUGGCCGAGGUGGCGCCGGAGAAGCCGGCGACGAUGGCGACGAGCGACUCCGGCUCGUCGGAGUCGUCGGUGCUGAACGCGGAGGCGUACGGCGGCGGGAGCGCCGCGACCGCGCCGGUGGAGGAGGGCUCCAGCUUGACGCCCCCGCCGCCGGCCGUGCUCGAGUUCAGCAUCCUGAGGAGCUCGGCGUCGGCCAAGGUCAACAGCGACGCGGGCGGCGCUGACGACGACGCCACGCCGUCGCCGCCGCGUCAGCAGCAGCACCUCAUCACCCGGGAGCUCUUCCCGGCAGCCGCCGGCCCGCCGCGGCCCGUGCCGCAGCAUUGGGCCGAGCUCGGGUUCUUCCGCGCCGAGCCGCCGCACCCGCAGCAGGACAUCAGAAUCCUGCCGCACCCGCACCCGCACGCGCCACCGCCGGCGCCGCCGCCGAUGCAGCCGCAGGCGGCCAAGAAGAGCCGCCGCGGCCCGCGCUCCCGCAGCUCUCAGUACCGCGGGGUCACCUUCUACCGCCGCACCGGCCGCUGGGAAUCCCAUAUUUGGGAUUGCGGCAAGCAAGUUUACUUAGGUGGAUUUGACACUGCUCAUGCUGCUGCAAGGGCGUACGAUCGAGCAGCGAUCAAGUUCCGCGGCGUCGACGCGGACAUAAACUUCAACCUCAGUGAUUAUGAGGACGACAUGAAGCAGAUGAAGAUCCUAUCCAAGGAGGAGUUUGUGCACGUCCUGCGACGGCAGAGCACCGGGUUCUCGCGGGGCAGUUCCAAGUACAGAGGCGUCACCCUGCACAAGUGCGGCCGGUGGGAGGCUCGCAUGGGGCAGUUCCUCGGCAAGAAGUACAUAUAUCUUGGGCUAUUCGACAGCGAAGUAGAGGCUGCAAGGGCUUAUGAUAAGGCCGCGAUCAAAUGCAACGGUAGAGAAGCCGUGACGAACUUCGAGCCAAGCACAUAUGAUGGGGAGCUGCUGGCUGAAGUUGGUGCUGAAGGUGCUGAGGUUGAUCUGAACUUGAGCAUAUCUCAACCAGCUUCUCAGAGCCCGAAAAGGGACAAGAACUCCCUUGGUCUGCAACUCCACCAUGGAUCAUUUGAAGGCUCCGAAUUGAAAAGAUCAAAGAUUGAUGCUCCCUCUGAACUGGAGGGCCGCCCUUAUCGGUUCCCUCUUCUGACCGAGCAUCCACCAAUCUGGCCUGGCCAAUCUCAUCCCUUCUUUUCAAAUAAUGAGGAUGCAUCCAUAGAUCAUAGCAGGAGGCCAGUGGGAGGCACAGGGGGUGUUACCAGCUGGGCAUGGAAGGUGGCCGCCCCUCCUCCCGCCCUGCCAUUGCCGCUGCUCUCGUCGUCGUCGCCGUCCGCUGCAGCAUCAUCAGGAUUCUCCAAUACCGCCACGACAGCUGCCCACGCCGCCUCAUCGGCCUCCCACCGGUUCCACCCGCCGUCGUCGAGCCGCCACCGCUGAAAAUUAAGAAGCCACACUGUAAAUUUGCUGGGAAGCCGGCAUUUUUUUCUCUCCCGGCGUUGCAACUUUUUUGGGUUUUGCGCCGGGGUGGUUUCUUGUUAUCUUGUAGUGGAGUGGAUUCGUGACUGUAUUAGCAUACUGCCCAAGUGGAAUGCCUCUCUCUUGACACUCUCUGCACGAUGUUCUGGGAGUUCUUGUUGCUGGACAUUGACUAACUUCACCGUCUGAGAUUGAUCUAUACAUUGUUGUAGAGAAUCACUGUUGAAAUUAUUUACAGAAUUAUAGGUAUCAUAAGUCACUCUACUUGUGGACAAAUUUCAGGAAGAUUACUCCAGUUCCUUUCUUGGCUGUGAAUUCGGUUCUUGUCCUGCUUUA
Molecule: messenger RNA, 2353 nt
Organism: Phragmites australis (common reed)
Lineage: Eukaryota; Viridiplantae; Streptophyta; Magnoliopsida; Poales; Poaceae
Product: APETALA2-like protein 1
Exons: 10
Coding region: 566-1978 (470 amino acids)
Biological process (GO): regulation of DNA-templated transcription
Molecular function (GO): DNA binding; DNA-binding transcription factor activity
Source: RefSeq, a predicted model, not a curated record